GAGGAGCUGCUACAGUCAGCACACAUCCCUGUCUGGUCAUGUUCCCUUCCAAGUCCACUGCUAUGGCACUGGCGAUUCUUCAGGACUGGUGUGGGUGGAUGGGUGUCAAUGCCCAGCGUUCACUGCUUAUCCUGGGCAUCCCUGAUGACUGUGAGGAAGACGAAUUCCAGGAGGCUGUGCAGGCUGCCCUCAGGCCCCUGGGCAGAUACCGAGUGCUUGGCAAGGUCUUCAGAAAGGAGAUUGGGGCAAAGGUUGCUUUGGUUGAAUUCGCUGACAAUUUGAACCAAAGUUUGAUCCCCCGACAAAUACCAAGUGAGGGGCCCUGGUCUGUGAUCUUCCUGCCUCAGGUCCCUGAUAUCGAGUUACAGGGUACAUUCAAUUUCCCUGCACAGGCUCAUGGGCAAGCUUUGCAAGGGGCUUCAGGUGGGGCAGGGGCUUCAGGGACAUCAGGGGCUGCAGUUGAGGAAGGAGAUGUAGGUGAGACAGGGAAUGUGGGUGAGGCAGGAGGAGCAGCUGGGGAAGGCGCUGAGGAUGAGGCAAGAGUGUCGGAUGAGGAAGGAACAGAGGGUGAGGAAGGAGGAGCGGGUGCAGAAGGAGCUGGAGGGGACAUGGGGGUUGCAGGUGUUAUAGGAGCUAUGGGUUGGGUAGGAGCUGCAGGUGAGGUAGGAGCUGCAGGAGAAGGAGGCGUUUUAGAGGCAGGAGCAGGUGAUGAUGGGUCUGCAGGUGAAGAGGGGUCUGUGGGUGAUGAAGGGUCUGGGAGUGAUGAGGGGUCUGCAGGGGAUGAAGGAUCUGUGGAUGGUGGAGGGGCUGUGGGUGAAGCAGGAGCUGUAGGUGAGGCAAGAAUGUCAGAUGAGGAGGGAGCUGCAGGUGACAUGGGAGUUGCAGGCAUUAUAGGAGCUGUGGGAUUGGCAGGAGCCGCAGGUGAGGCAGGAGGUUCAGGUGAGGAAGGGGCCUUUGAUGUGGCAGGAGGGCCACAUGGGGCUGGAGCCUGGACCCAGCAGUGGAGCCAAGCCCUGCAGCCCAUCCUGGAAAACAUGGCCUACCAGGAACUGAGACACUUCUCUGGGAUGGAAGAGCCCGGCUGUGGGGGUCAGUCUUUCGAGAGCUGGCUGGACCAUGCCAAUGACAUGCUAUACCUGUGGCGCCACAUAUCCGAGAGGGAGAGGCGGCGGCGGCUGGUGGAGAGCCUGGGGGGCCCUGCCCUGGAUCUCCUGUGUGAGCUUCUGGAAGAACAUCCAGAUACCCCUGCACAGGACUGCCUGGCUGCACUGGUGCAGGUGUUUGGCAACAAGGAUACCGUGAUGACCGCCCGGCUGAAGUUCCUGACUUGCUCCCAGCGGCCUCAGGAGACCCUCUUUGCCUAUGUGAUGCGCCUGGAAGGUCUGCUGCAGAUGGCCCUGGAGAAGGGGGCCAUCCAGCCUGCAAUGGUGGAUCAGGCGAGGGUACGGCAGGUGCUGAUGCGGGCCAGGCCCAACCAGAUGCUGCAGAACACCCUGAGGAGGAUGCGGCUGGAGAGGCGGCCACCUGGCUUUGUGGGGCUGCUCAGGCUUGUCCGGGAGACUGAGGCGUGGGAGGCAGCUCUGGCUGAAAAUGCGGUGGUCCCAGUGGGGGAAGGGGUGGAAGUGCAUGGUGGAGAGCUGGAUGUGGCCCAGGCUGCCCUUGUCAGUGUUGGGGGUGCUGAGCCUGCCCCUGUGUUAGAGAGGCUCUACCAGCUGGUGAAGAUGCUGGCCAGGCUGCUGCUGCUGUUCUUGAGCAAGCUGCUGGGGCUGCUCCUGAUAGUGAUGGUGCCGCCAUAA
Molecule: messenger RNA, 1796 nt
Organism: Peromyscus leucopus (white-footed mouse)
Lineage: Eukaryota; Metazoa; Chordata; Mammalia; Rodentia; Cricetidae
Product: paraneoplastic antigen Ma6E-like
Source: RefSeq, a predicted model, not a curated record